Molecule: messenger RNA, 1878 nt
Organism: Symbiodinium natans
Lineage: Eukaryota; Dinophyceae; Suessiales; Symbiodiniaceae
Source: the annotation of a GenBank genome assembly
AUGUCGGUCCCGCAGCGUCCCGAGGAGGCCCAGGUCAUGCCGGGGUGCCGGGGCGCGCAGUGCAUACAGGGCUUUGUCCAACGAAUUCGCCGCCGACCAGCCGAUCGUUGCGCAGCGACAGCUACUCCAGAAUCCUCGGAGCCCGGCCUGGAUGCCCUUCUCGCAGGAGCGGUCGAGAAGAUUCGCAACCUCGUGGAGCAGGGCGAGGCUUGGCAGGAGACCCGAGACAAAGGCCUUUUCGACCCAACCGACUUCGACGAGGAGCAAGCGACAUGCUUCCUCAAGCCAUCAGUCACCGCAAGGGUCGUGCUGAAGCGCCGCGGGGAAACGUUGCGAAACCUGACUGCCCCCUUCAUGCCGGGGUGCCGGGGCGCGCAGUGCAUAAAGGGUGUCGUCCAACGAAUGCGCCGCCGACGCGCCGAUCGCCGUGCGGCGAGAGCUGCCCCAAACUCCUCGGAGCCUGGCCGGGAUGCUCUUGUUGCAGGAGCGGUCGAGAAUGUUUGCAACCGCGUGGACCAGGAUGAGUCUUGGCAGGAGCCACUCGGCCUGGUGCGAACGGCAGGUGGCGGCCUUUUCGCGCCAACAGACUUCGAUGAGGAUGUCUGGGGCACCUGCUGCAGGAAGUUCUCCAUGAAUCGCCUUUUGAAGCGAUUUCGGAGGAAGCCGCAGGCGCUGAAAGACGAGGUCAGCCAGCUGUUGACCCAGGUGCUGGCCCUGACCGACUACAGAGAGGAGAUCUGUGAUUCCGCCAUGGAGAACGUCGACGCGCUGCUGGAGCGGAAUCGACGACUGCACAUGACCCAGCGCAACUGGAGACCGAUCCUGGUCGCCGCUCUGCUCGUCGCCUCCAGACCUCGGAAGGACGUCGGGGCCUGGAAGGUGGCCUUCGAGAACCGCCUGCAAGCUGUGCUAGGCCUCCGCUCCUCGGCCUUUGAGCAGCUGGAGGAGAUGAUGCUCCUCGGUUUGGGCCACGAUCCGCAGGCGGCUGGUCUCAGGGACUACACCUUAGGGGCCACGGUUGGCGCAGGCUCGUUUGCAAAGGUCAAACUUGCGACCCGCAUCUCGACGGAAGAGACGGUGGCUCUGAAAAUCCUUCGCAACCGGUCCUGGCACGAUGCGAAGAAGGUGCACGAUGAGGCGCAGAUUUUGAAGCGCUUCUGGCACCCCAACAUAGUGAAGAUGCAUGAGGUGGUUUCGACGCGCUGUCGAUCGUUCAUCAUCAUGGAGUACGUAGGCGGUGGGGACCUAUUUGAAUAUGUCCACAAGCAGCCGGGCCUUGAGGAGCCCGAGGCCCGCCGCCUCUUCCGGCAGAUCAUGGCCGGCCUCGAGGAGGUUCAUGCCGCGAAAGUCGCGCACGGAGACCUCAAGCUCGAGAACCUCCUCCUGGACGAGGAGGGCAACGUAAAAAUCGCAGAUUUCGGCCUGAGCACAGCACUCGCUCCUGGGGAAACGCACAUCACAUCAACUUGUGGGACUGUGCACUAUGCCGCCCCAGAAGUUUUACAAGGCGGAGGGUACGUGCCGUACCCCGCCGACCUGUGGAGCUGCGGGGUCAUCCUGUACAUCAUGAUCUGCGGGUGCGAGCCGUUUAAGGGCCUGGACGAUCACCACCUGCGCCGACAGAUCCUCUCUGCGAGCUACAAGAUCCCCUUGUUCACCUCCCCGGCAGGAAUCGGCCUGAUCGCCGGCCUCCUCAGAGUGACGCCCUGGUCCCGCUUCUCCAUCGCGCAGGUUCGGGCCCACGCCUGGUACCGCCGAGUCGAGGAGGCCUUGCCGAAGGACGCUGCUGAGACCUUGCAGGCGAAGACCGCGUAUGCCGGGUGCAGCAGCCUCAUGAGGAAUUCCUGGCGCGCGGCCGGGAGUGGUGUGAACGUCUGA